UUUUUUAGCAUUAAUUUUCACUAAUUCAAUUUAAUGCUUUUAAUUUUUUAAUUUUAAAAUUUCAAUUUUAGUAGUUUAUUUAGCGAAAAACCAUUCUUUAAUUGAACUGUUACUUCUUCGUAAAGGUCACCGAGGCGUUUUGGAAUUCUCUGGCCACAGUGGUACAUUCAGAACACCUUGCUUGUAGCAGAAAAAUAGAAGGAUAGAAAAUAAGAUAGAAUAUUAAUUUUUAUAUUAAAUUGAUAGUUAAAACUUUCAGUGCAAGAUGAAGCAUCUAAUAACCUUGCAAAUUUGUUCAAGUUUUAUUAAAAAUUUUUCUAAAAACAACGUUUCUCUUUCGUCACCUGUGAUGAUGACUUUUCGGCAUUUUUCUGACCUGCCGCAGACAAAAUUUUUCACCACUACCACCACUAAAAACACUCUACCUCGAAACAGCGGUCACUGGAAAUGGCCAACUACCAACGUGAGAGACCCCAGAGCGAGAGGGGGAAACAGGGUUUGGUACCCGCCCAUAAGUUCAGAAGAUGAUGCUCGCAAUCUGGCUUUACAUCUGGAUCCCACAGGUCGCAAACUGCUCAUGGAUCAGUUGAGGAUUAUUGAUGAUAAGAAAGAUGAAUCUAGUUUUAGUGUAAGACCGAUUCCAACGAGCGAAAUCUUCAAAGUAUUUCUAACAAACUGUCUCCCGUUUAUUGGAUUUGGCUUUCUAGACAAUGGUAUCAUGAUAAUAGCUGGAGAGUACAUUGACAUACAGUUGGGCCUUCUUCUGGGUAUCUCCACGAUGGCAGCUGCAGCAUUGGGUAACCUGAUAUCUGAUCUGGCUGGCGUUGGAACGGCAGGUUACAUAGAGAACAUAGUUGAGAAGUUCAGCUCCAUCCAGCCAAACCUGUCACCUGCUGAGUUUCACCUCAAGUCCAUCAGAUGGAUGACUGCUAUGGCCAGAGCAAUAGGAAUAACAAUCGGCUGCCUCAUAGGCAUGUUGCCACUUUUGUUUUUCGAAAAGAAAGAGAGACCACCUCAUAAACCUCAACCGCCACAGCAGCAGCAACCGGAAAUUGAAAGUCCUCUGUCGCCAAGGAGGCAGGAAGUCAUGCUGUUGAAUCAACCAAUCAACAAGUAGAUGAUCAAAACAAAGCAAUCCUAUUGGUCGAUAAUUCAUCUAGUUAAACCUUUUUUGUGUUUGGGCUAGCAUUAUUUUUAACAACACAACAAAAUGUGCAGACGACAAACACACAGAUGCAACACAUUAUAGCAAGCAGUCCUCGCAUACAUAUGUCACAGUCUUACAGAGAAAGCAUUGAAUCAAUGAAGAUCCUUUCAAAUAAUUAAUUAAAUAAUUAAUUACUAUUAAUUAAUUAAUUCACUUAUUUAUUAUUUCUUUGUUUUUUAAUAAAAAAUCGGUGCUUUUAAUCAACUUAGUACGUAAGUAGAUGUUAAGUUAGGUGUCAUUGUUUGAUGAAAUAUUAUAUAUCAGAUAUCAUAUAUCAUUGUUUUGUGCUGUCUCCGAUAUUUGGUCAUUAUCAUUAUUAUCGUUAUUAUUCUUAUUAUUAUUGUCAUAAUUAUUAUAUUAGUUAUUGCUGUUGUUUUUUUUUAUAAUUAUAUCUUUUAGACCUGUUUGGUAGGCCAUCUAUUUUUACUGGUAGCCAUAUUUAUAUCCAUUAUUUCAUUUUUUGCGAAAUUGUUCAAAAACUGCUCAUCUUUCAUCUACAUACAAAAUUAAUUUAUUCAAUUGUCCGUUUAUCCAUUCAUAUAUCAAAUAUUUCAACAUCCAUUCGCUCAUUCAUCCAUCAACUGCUCUUUGUUUUUCCGCUAAAAUUCUGCAUCUUUCGGAAUGUUAUUUUUCAUUAUUAUAACUGACAUAUCUUGGGUAUGUUUGCUUAUAUAUAUAUAUAUAUAUAUAUAUAUAUAUAUAUAUGUGUGUGUGUGUGUGUGUGUGUGUGUGUGCGUAUGCGUAUGUGUGAUCUUCUGGUCAGUCAAAUGAUUAAGAACUAUAAAGAACUAUAUUUUUUGCCUACUGUGCCUAUGAUUUAUAUUCAAUAUGAUGGUAACGCUAAUAACAAUUAUGAUCACAAAUAAUUAUAAUAAUGUUCAUUAUUUUAAAAGUUACGAAUAUGAUUUAAUCCCCCUU
Molecule: messenger RNA, 2125 nt
Organism: Helobdella robusta
Lineage: Eukaryota; Metazoa; Annelida; Clitellata; Rhynchobdellida; Glossiphoniidae
Exons: 7
Coding region: 266-1117 (283 amino acids)
Cellular component (GO): mitochondrion
Source: RefSeq, a predicted model, not a curated record